AAACAAGCACAGCAAGGUAUAUUACCGAUACUGGCCAGGCCCGACAUUGCCGAGGCAGUGGCAUCAGGUGAUGGCACGAACGCCGGUCAUGCAUCCACUGAACACACACAAAGUCCGGCAACCGACUCGGAGCAUGCAGAGCGAAGAGCACGGAAGUCUCGUUGGAGUACCACGAAGUCGUUCGUUCCCGGAAUGCCAACCAUUUUACCGUCGAAUCUAAGCGAUGAUCAGCGACAAGCUUAUCUUCGUGAAGACUACUUCGAGUUCCUUAUUGUUGAUUACUUGUUCCUUUAG
This is a messenger RNA of Anisakis simplex (herring worm), 294 nucleotides long. The record is from the annotation of a GenBank genome assembly. NCBI's taxonomy places the organism in Eukaryota, Metazoa, Nematoda, Chromadorea, Rhabditida, Anisakidae.